AUGAAUAACAAUUUUAACAUUAAUCUUCAGAUCGAGGAUGGAAUCACCAAUAAAUAUGAAGCCGAAGUAAAUGGCUAUUUUGCUAAAUUGUACACAGGGGAAAUAACAGUCAACACAAUGAUAGAUAUCAUGAAAAAUCUAUCAUGCUCCCCUAAAGGAUCGAAAAAUAACGAUAUUUAUAAAUCGAUGCUAUUAAUCUUAUUUAAUGAGUGCAAAUUCUUUCCUAAAUAUCCAGUAGAAGAAUUAGAUAUAACUGCACAAUUGUUUGGAAAAUUAAUUAAGCACAAUUUAUUAAUAUCAUAUGGUAAUACUUUAUCUGUUGUAUUAAAAUGUAUUUUAGAAGCUUUAAAAAAAGGAUCUGAUUCUAAAGUUUUUAAUUUUGGGAUAACAGCAUUAGAGCAAUUUGAAGACUCUUUAAUAUGUUACCCUGCCUUUUUAUCUUCCUUAAUUCCAUUACCUACUUUAAGGCAAUAUAAUCCGCAAUAUAUAAUCCAUUGCAAUGAAUUAUUAAACACACUUCCAGAACAGUUUAGAACUCUUCCAUAUAUAGAUGCUUCUACAAUACUUAAGAUAAAACACAUCUCUGAAAUUAGUUCUUACAAUAAUAUUUCGAACACAAAUAUAUCCCAUAUACCUAACAAUGAAAUUAAAAAAAUAUCUGUAACAAAUGUAAAUAAUUUAAAGAAUAUCAACAAUUUAGUUCCACAUUUAUCUACCAUAGAUGUUCCAAAUCAAACUACUACUAAUUUUAUUACCCAUAAUAAUCUUAGUGAUAAUAAUAUCGAAAAUAGUGUCAAUAAUAAUAUAAUUUCUGAACCCCACAAUGAUAACAAUAAUGUUAACACUAUUAAUAACUCAAAUCGAACAGCUAGCUACAUAAGUAAUAAUAAUCAAACUCAAUUUACCAAUCUUAUGAAUAAUAUUUUGAACCAAAACAAUACUACUACUACUACUAAUAACAAUAACAACCUUAAUAAUGAUAAUAUGCUAUUAUAUAUUAACAAUAUUCUACCAAACCUCUCAAAUAUAACAGAUAAAAAUACUAUACCAUCAAAUAUAAAUAAUUUACAAGCCAUUAAUAGAAAUAAUCCAAUAUAUAAAAAUAAAAACGCCAAUAUUAAUUUAAAUGCUAUAUCAGCCAUUAAUAAUAUUAACAAUCUUAAUAGUGCAUAUAAUAUUAACUUAUUAGACAAUAAUCCCUCUUCUAAUAUAUUAUCACCAAACUCAAAUAGAGUCUAUCAAAAUAAAGGUUUUAUUAAUACAAACGAACCAACACAUAUUAAUAGGAACAUAAAUCUAGUAACAAAUAAUAUGACACACAAUAAAAAUUUGAAUUCUACAAACCUCCUAAAUAAUACUAAUCAAAUUAAAAUAGAUAUAAAUAUGCCUAAUGGUGGAGAUACCUCUCAAAAUAUUCCCACAAAUUCAAAUAUCAUACGAACAGAUAAUAAUAAAAAUGAAAAUAAUUAUACAAGUAAUAUUCCUCAUUCUAAUAAUAAAGAUAAUGCUGAACAAACAAAUGGAUGCAUAGAAAUAUUUUAUAAUCAAGUUCAAUUAAAAUUACCUUCGAAUUUAAAUUCAAAAAAUAUUAGUGGAUUUGGGUUAGGUCAAAUCGAAUGCUUAUUGGAUAAUACACAUAUAUCAAAAAGUAUUAUUAUUCCUUCUUCUGUAAUUGUAGGAGAAAUAUUUAGUAUAUUCAAUACUUUAUGUUUACUUAAUAUCGAUGAAAAAAUAAAAAUAUUAAAAGAUGUUAUGCAACCCGAAUAUUAUAGUUGGCUAGCUUUUUAUAUCGUAAAAUCCAGAGUUUCAAAAGAAGUCAAUUUACAUAAUGUUUUUUUAGAAUUCAUUGAUAAACUAAGUUAUCCUAUGCUUAUAGAAACUAUUAUUAAUAUGACUUAUGAUUAUAUACUCAUUUUAUUUAAAUAUAUAAAUGAAUUAAAAGAAGUUAGUGCAUUUAGAACUGUACUCAAAAAUUUAGGUUCAUGGUUAGGAUUUAUAACAUUAGGUAGAAAUAAACCGUUAAAAUCAAAAAUAUUAGAUUUAAAAUUAGUUUUAUUUGAAGCUUAUGAUAAAGAUUGUUUAGUAUGUAUAUUACCAAUGGUAUGUAAAAUAUUAGAAUCUAUUAAAUUAUCCAAAAAUUUUAAACCGCCAAAUCCAUGGACUACAACUAUGUUAUGUCUAUUAACAGAAAUACAUGAAUUACCAAAUGCUAAAACAUAUAUUAUAUUUGAAGUUGAAGUUUUAUUUAAAAAUCUAUCAUUAGAUAUACAAGAUUAUCAAAAUAAAACGGUUCUAUUAAGUAGAAGAACUCCACAAUAUAAUCAAAAAAACGAUUUUAAUAUAACCGAUCAAAACAACACAAAUUCUCCUAUUUUACAAACAAAUAUAGAUAUUAAAUCACAUCCAAUAAAAGCAAAUAUCACAAAUUUUAUUUCAACUAAUGAUAAUAAUACAAACAAUGUGAAUAAUAAUUACUACAAUUAUAACAAUAUCACAAAUUGGAAUAACCCGAAUUCAAGUAUUGAAUCUAAUAAUAUUUCUGAAAAUGCACUAUUAGAAGAAUUUGAAAAUCUUACUAAAAAAAAUAACCAAAACAAUAGAAUCAUAAAUCAAGACAAAUCUGAUUAUAUAAAUAAAAAUAAUAAUCAACAAUUAUUAAAUUUAAAAAAUAUAAUAUCUCAUUGGAAUGAAUAUAAUGCAAAUAAAAAUAAUCCUUUACAAAAUGAUCAAAUUUUAGUUUCUUCAUUUCCUCCUCCAGAUAUUAAAUCAAAUAAUUCAAAUACUUUUAAUAAGGUAUUUGCUAAUAUUUCUAAAGCAUAUAAUUCAAUAAAUGAUCAAACAUUAAAUAAAAUUGAUCCCAAUAUUAUUAAUAAUUAUAAUAUUUUAAAUUCAUCUAUAAAUGGAAAUAUAUCGAAUAUGUCUAAUGAUCAUAAUAAAAUUAAUAAUAGUAAAUUUUUUCAAAAUUUAUGUAAUGCUACAAUUAUAUCUCCAUCUAUAGCUUUGUUUCAAAUACAACCAAAUUUAAAAAAAGUAGUUCCAAUAGCAGUUGAUCGAUCAAUUAAAGAAAUCAUAUCCGCAGUUUUAGAAAGAUCAGUAGCUAUAUCAUGUAUUACUACUCGAGAAAUUAUAUCUAAAGAUUUUUGUUUAGAAAAAGAUCAAAAUAUAAUUCGAAAAGCAUCACAUAUCAUGACAGCAUCAUUAGCUGCAUCACUUGCAUUAGCUACAUGUAAAGAACCAUUAAGAAUAUCAUUAACUCAAAAUUUACGAGAAUUAUUACAACCUACUAGUACAAAAGAUUGUAAUGAUCAAGUUUUAAUAGAACAAGUUGUGCAAGUUCUUAGUGCAGAUAAUUUAGAAUUAGGAUGUAAUUUAAUUGAGCAAGCAGUUAUUGAAAAAGCAAUAACAGAUAUUAACGAAGCUUUAGCUCCAACUCUUUUAGCAAAACAUAUAACAAAUGAAAAUAAUAAAAAAUUAAAUGAUUCUGUUAAUAUUAUAAACAGUAAAAAAAUGCAAAUCGAAUUUGCCGAAAUUUUAAAUUUAGGAACCCCUAUAACAAAUAAUCAAUUACAAAUUUAUAAAGAUUUUAUAAAUAUGAACCCAUUAAAAAAAUUAUAUUCUUCUCCUAAAUCAUUAACAUUAAUUUAUAAAAAUUCAGAUGAAAUAAAUCCAAUAAAUACACAACAAAAUGAUCAACAAUCAUCUAUUAUUACUAAUGAAAAUACAAAAAAUGAUAUGACAAUUCCUAAUUUAGGAACAAACUUAAAUAUAGAUUAUAAUAAUAUAAAUAAUAAUCUAGAAUUAAAUCAAAAUGAAAAUAAUAUAAAAAUUACACAACAAAAUAAAUCUAUUAAUACAUCAGCGAUAUCAUCUAAUCAUAAUUUAAAUAAAGUUUUAAAAAAAUUAGAACUCGCAACUAAUCAAUUAAAAGAAACAAUUAAAGAUAUACUCAUGUUACCACCAAUAUUAUUUAAUAUUAAUAAAAAAAAAAUUAUUGGUAAUAUUAAUAAAAUUAGUUUAUAUAUUUUAUAUAGUUUAUCAGUUGAUAAUAAUCUAUUUAAUUUAAUUAAAUCUAUCCCUGAAAUAGCUUCAUUAACUCAUCAUAAAAAUGAAACUAUUAUUUCAUAUACAAAUAGAAUAUGUAAAUUUCUUUUUGAAAUUGCAUUACAUAAUUAUAAUAAAUCUCAACAAGAAUCAAAAUUAAAUGAUAUGACUGGAAUAUAUAUGGAAGUAUUUUUAUGUAUAUUAGAAAAAUUAAAAAUUAAGUGUCCUAUUGCAAAAGACCAUAUAUCAACUUGUGUAAUCAAAACUACGAUAAGUCUACUAAAUGCCCCCAUUAAUAAUAACACAAAUAGUGCCAGUAGCAAUGGUGGCAAUAGCAAUAGUGGCAGUAAUGAGGAAGGCAAUGCUCAUAAUAUUAAGGACCCCGAAAAAAAUAACUCUCUUAAUUCGGAAAAUUCAAAAAAUUCAGUAAAUUCGGUUAAUUCAGUAAAUUCGGAAAAUUCGGAAAACCCAGAAAAUGCGCCCAAUCAAAAACCGAGUGAAUCAAACAGAGAUAAUAAUAAAACUAGCAAUAAUUAUGAACAGUUUUAUAAAUCCAAUGCGAAUAUUAUAGCGGGCUUAAUUAGAUAUAACCUAAUUGAUAUCGAUCAAUAUAAAACAUUUUUAGAAAAUCAACUAGCCAAUAAAAUUAAUAACAAUAAUGCAAUAAAAUUUAUUAUUUUUUUGCUAAAAAAUAUUUUAAUUGACUUUCACAUAUAUAGAUAUAACUAUUUUAAAAAUAUUUUUGAUCAUCUUAAUAAUAUAAUAAUAAUUAACUCUAAAGAAAAUAAUACUAACCAACCCUCAAAAACUAACAAAGACACUAAAAUAGAUAAUACCAUUGAUCUUAAUGCAAACAUAUUUUAUAAUAACCCUGAUAAACCAAUUGAUAUAAUCUCAGCAAUUAAUGAAUUAACUAAAGAGGCUAAGCACAUUCAAGAAAAAACUAAUUCUGUAAUCUUUUCAGAUUAUUUUGACAUAUAUGAUGAAUUUUCAAAAACAGAUGAUGAAACAGAAAAAGAAGAUCCAGAACCAACUGACAACUCAACUGAAAACCCUAAUCAAGUUAUUACCAAAUUGAAACCAGAAAAAGUUGAAAAGGCUGAAAAAGUUGAAAAGGUUGAAAAGGUUGAAAAAGUUGAAACUAAUUCAAAUGACCCUGAGAUAGAAUCCCAAUUAAACUCCGAAGUUUCCCCUAAACAUGAAGAAACAAAAUUAGAAACUAAAAAUAAAAAAAACAAAAAAAAUAAGGAAGAAAAAAAGGAAGAAAAGAAGGAAGAAAAGAAGGAAGAAAAGAAGGAUGAUAGUACAACUAUUGCAAAAACAGAAUCAAAUGAAAUCUCCUUAUCUCCCUCAAAAUCUAAAGAUAUUCCAAACAAAAAAAACACUGAAAAUAUAACAGAAAAAAAUGAAUCAAAUACUGAAAAAAUUAUAACUGAUGAAAAUACUAUUAAUAAAAUCGAAAAAAAUAAAGAACAUAUCAAUGAUAAAAAUGGAGAUAUAAAAAAAAAUGAAAAAAAAAAUUAUAAAAAAUAUCUACAAAUUUUAAUGAACCCACAAAACUUAACAACAUUAACACAAAUUAUCGAUUUCUGUCUAAAUAAAGAUUGGAAUAUAAUACAAACAAAAAAAUAUAAUGAUGGAAUUAGAGAUAAAGGUGUUGGGGGAGUUAGAAUCGUUCCUAAACCACAAAAAGUACCAAAACAACAACAGCAUAUUAUUAGUUCUAUUUUUAUGGAAUGGGUUAAAUUAAGUAACAUCAAAAAUGUUGAUAAUCCAAAUCAAAUUUAUGUUAAAUUUUUUCAAAAAAUAUCAAGUCAAGGUUUAUUGCAAAUAAAUAAUUCAGAUAAUUUUUUUACGACAUGUAUUUAUAAGGCUAUAGAAAAAGCAGAAUUAUAUCUUGACCCAUAUUCUGAAAAUUUUGAAUGUUUUCAAAAUGAAGAAUCAAAAGAAUUAUUUACACAUGUUUCUACAAAUUUAACUAAUUCAAAUUAUAUGAAAGAGAAUGAUGAUACAAAAGGAAUACAAUCUGAAACUGAAUUAGCUUCAGAUCUUUUAUCUAAACAAGAUCCUCAAAAUGAAAAUUUAAAACGAGAAUACGAUGAAAACGAAUCAAAUGUUGAUAAAAAAAAUCAAAAAAAAACAAACCUUAUUGAAGAAGAAACAGAAAAUGCUAACCAUUCUAAGGAAAAAGAUAAAAAAAAAAAAAAAAAAAAAAAUGAAUAUACAGAUCCAAAAUCUAAACCAACCGAAGAAACUGAAAUGGACAAAAAUAAAGAUCAAUAUAAAGAAAAACAAAACAACGAAACUAACAAAUAUUGCGAAGAUUCAGAAGAUAAUCUCACAGAUGCUGUAUCUACUAAUUUAACUUUUAAUUCUAACAUCUCAAAUUAUGAAUUCUCUUUUUCUGAUGAUGAUAAUUUUCAUUAUUUUGUAAACAAUAGUGAUCGAAAUAGUAGUAAUACAAAUAAAAUGAAAAAUAAAAAAAAAGAUACUCUUAAUUUUGUAUACUCAUCUAUAAACAAAUCAAUGACUAAUGAUUCAACUUUAAAUUCAGAUAAAGAUCUUGAAAAAAAUAAAUUAUAUUCUGAUGUACUUAAAGAAAAUUGUAAUAUUACUGAUCAGAAUAAAGACAAAAAUGAUGGAAACAAUACAACGAAAAUAACAAAAAAUGAAUCAAAUAAUACUAAUUUAGAAAAAGAAAAUAAUGUAAAAUCAGAAUCAAAUAACCCAAAUAAUAUAAAUGAUAAAAUAGAACCACAAAUUGAUAAUGAUACAAAAAAAGAUUUAGAAAAACAUACACAAAUUACAAACAUAUUAGAUACAUCAUCUAUUGAUGCACUAGCCAAAAUGAUAGUAUCAAUGAUGAAACUAGUAGAUUCACAAAAAAUUACACCAUAUUUAUUAUUACAAAAAGUAAUGAAUAUAUUUUGCAGAAUAUUAGUAUAUGAAUGUAGAAAAAAAAAAAACAAAUUUAAUCAAAGACCAUAUUUUCGAUUAUUUUUAUCUAUUUUAAUUGAAAUAAAUAAAAAUGAAAAAAAUAUUGAAUCAUAUAAUAAAUGUAUAUUAGCAUUAGGAUAUUAUUUACGUAUAUUAAAUCCAUUAAGAGUUCCAAUGUUUGUUUUUGCUUGGGUCGAAUUAAUAAGUCAUAAAUUAUUUUUACCAAAAAUAUUACAAACAUCAAAAGGCUGGCAUAUAUAUAAUAAAUUAAUAAUAUAUCUAUUUGAAUUUUUAUAUGGAUUUCUAAAAAAUUCAUAUUUAACACAACCAAUUAAAUUAUUAUAUAAAGCAACACUAAGAAUAUUAUUAUUAUUACUUCAUGAUUUUCCAGAAUUUUUGUGUGUAUAUAGUUUUUCAUUUUGUAAUUCAAUAUCUUUAAAUUGUAUGCAAUUAAGAAACAUAAUUUUAUCUGCUUUGCCACGAAAUACAAAAUUACCAAAUCCAUUUAACCCAAAUUUAAAAAUUAAUUUAUUACCUGAAAUUAAAACUCCACCAGUAAUAUUAAAUAAUUUCACAUUUAUACUUAUUGAUUAUAAAAUUAAAAAAAAUGUUGAUGAAUAUUUUAUAAAUAAAAAUUUGAAUCAUUUAAAAAAAAUACACAAAAAAAUUAUGAUCAAAAAUAAAGUUAAAUCAUUUUAUUUAAAAUCAAAAUAUAAUAUACCUCUUCUAAAUGCUUUAGUUUUAUAUAUUGGUAUGUCAUUACCACCAGAAAUAUUAUCUUUUCAAAAAAAUACUGAAAUGCAUCAACAUCCAGCUUUAGAAAUUAUCUUAUAUUUAAUUUAUAAAUUAGAUAUGGAAGGAAAAUAUUAUUUAUUAGCAUCAAUCACUAACCAUUUAAGAUAUCCAAAUUCACAUACUCAUUUUUUUUCUUCUCUAUUAUUAUGGAUAUUUAAUAUAUCAAAAACAGAAGCUAUCAAAGAACAAAUUACAGGAAUAUUGUUAGAAAGACUUAUAGUUAAUAAGCCACAUCCAUGGGGAUUAUUAGUAACAUUUAUGCAACUUAUAAAAAAUCCAAUUUUUAAUUUUUGGAAUUGUUCAUUUGUUCGUGUUUCUCCAGAAAUUGAAACUCUUUUUAACACAAUAGCUAGCUCAUGUAUGUCAAAUAAAACACAACCCUCCACUCCCCACAAUUCUAAUAAUAGUCCAAAUCAUGCAAAUCACCUAAACAGUGCAAGCCACCUAAACAGUGCAAGCCACCUAAACAGUGCAAGCCGCCUAAACAGUGCAAGCCGCCUAAACAGUCCAAACAGCAUGCCUAACCAACCAAAUGAUUCCAACACAUCUGCAUAUCAAUAUAAUCUUAACAAUGAAAAUAUUCCUAAUAACGAAUUUAAUAAAUAUCUCUCAAAUAUUUCGAAUUCCAUACAAAAUAACAAACAACCAAUUUUAGAUGAAAAUAAAGAUAAAAUAAAAGAAUUUUAUAAUAAUAUAAAUAUGAAUCAAUUAUUGCAAAAUUCUAACGAGAAAAAUAAUAUUAAUAAUACUGAUUUAAUUAGGCAAAUUCUAAAUUCAGAAAAUGUUAAUUUAAAAAAUUAUACUACAACUAAUGGGCCUACUAUUACUCCUCAUGUUAAAUUCACUAACCAAUAUGAUACCAAUUCACACCCAAAUGACAUAACAAAUAAUAUAAAACAAAAACAAAAUGUUAUUAAUAAUUUACACACAUAUAAUAUAAAUUCGAAUAAUAACAAUAGUAGCAAUAACAAUAACAAUCACAUUUUGAAUGCUUCGUUUUAUAGAGAUAUUGGAAAUUUGAGUGGAAUAAAAACAAAUAAUAAUUCACAAAACAAUAUCGAAUUAUCACAAAAUAAUCUAUUCAUUAAUAACCCCUACUAUUUUCAGGAUAAAAAUAUUAUGUUAGAUUCACAUUUACAAAAUAAUAUUAAUCAAAUUAAAAGAAAUCCAAGAUUAAAUAACUCACAAAUACAUGAAAAUAAUGAAAAUGAUUCAAAUAAUAUUCAAAAACAUUUUAAUUUCGAAAUAAAUAAUAAAUUAACAGAUCAAAAUAAUAGAGAUUUUUUCAAUUCAAAUCAUUUUUAUGACUCAAAACCUGAUUACUAUAACUAA
This is a messenger RNA of Plasmodium yoelii, 9105 nucleotides long. RefSeq lists its product as uncharacterized. Bases 1 to 9105 code for a protein of 3034 amino acids. Gene Ontology annotation, molecular function: molecular adaptor activity. The record is from RefSeq and is a predicted model, not a curated record. The transcript has a single exon. Gene Ontology annotation, biological process: nuclear-transcribed mRNA catabolic process, deadenylation-dependent decay. Lineage: Eukaryota; Apicomplexa; Aconoidasida; Haemosporida; Plasmodiidae. Gene Ontology annotation, cellular component: CCR4-NOT core complex; P-body.